Messenger RNA from Blastomyces dermatitidis ER-3, 1063 nucleotides. RefSeq lists its product as uncharacterized. The transcript has 2 exons. Bases 194 to 532 code for a protein of 112 amino acids. Gene Ontology annotation, cellular component: mitochondrion; mitochondrial intermembrane space; respiratory chain complex IV. The record is from RefSeq and is a predicted model, not a curated record. NCBI's taxonomy places the organism in Eukaryota, Fungi, Ascomycota, Eurotiomycetes, Onygenales, Ajellomycetaceae. Gene Ontology annotation, biological process: mitochondrial respiratory chain complex IV assembly.
ACGUGAUAUCAAAGUCGGAGCCAGCAGCAAUGACGAAGACGGCCUCAGAAAUAAUACAAGAAACAAAAAAUCACAAACCGGCUUAGAUCGCCGUAUUAUUUUCCUUUCGUCCAAUCCAUCCGCCAAUAAAUUGAUCCUAUCUUGCUUUACUCAUCUGUCCUCGUCCCCCCUCGUUCUCCAUACAACGCCAACAAUGGGCUGGUUCUCAUCAUCCUCCGAAACCGCCGCAUCCAAAGCCGCAGACGGCGGCUCCAUAGCCCCCGACCGCUCCUCACGACAACAAUGCUACAUUGCCCGCGACGCUUUCUUCGAAUGCCUAGACGCAAACAACAUAGUCGAUGCGGUCCGGGAAGAUAAAACGGCGCGCGCGAAAUGCCCGAAGGAACUCCUCGACUUUGAAGGCGCAUGUUCGAAGACUUGGGUGAAAUAUUUCAAAGAGAAGCGUGUAAUGGAAUAUAAGCGGGAUCAGACAAUUGCGAAGAUAAAAGCGGAUGAUGCUGCAAUGGCUGCGGAGAGCCGGGCGGGCAGAUAAAAAUGGACGGGCAAGUUGGUUUCGGUGGGUGGUUCUUCUCACCCUGUUUUUAAUUUUUGGGCGAUUGCGAAGAGUACGGGCCUGUAUGAUUAUAGAUUGAUCGGUCUGAAUGACUUGGUUGCUGGCGCCCCUAGAAUGAAGAGUUGUGGCCAGAAGGAUGCGACGGCAUAUUGUAUAUUAUUAUUGUUAUUAUCUAUUUUUUGACGACUUCUUAUAUAUAUUCAACUCUCAUGGCGCUGUAUUCGCCUUGAUAUGCAUGCCUUUUGCUUCUGAUGCGAAACCUAAUUGGAUAGAUACUAGACGGGUACGUCUUCAUAUCGAGGCAGAGGGGAAGUGAACGGACACGGAGGGAAGUAGUAUAAAAUGCGUUAUUAGAUUUAUAAUAGUUAGAAGAUGAAUUAAUUAAUGGGAUAUUUACAUUAGUUUAGUGGUAUAUGUCUCUUAAGGGUCCGUGGUCCGCACCCUAGCUUCCCUUCUAUUGAAAAUUAAUCGCAUUUCGUUUGUUAUCCGGUUUUAGAUAUUGCUUUGCCA